CAUAAAAGGAAAAUUUUUUUGUAUGGAGUACCGUACAUAAGGACGAUACUUCCGUAAACUACAGCCUCGUAAUGUAAAGGUCAACUUCAAGUACUGUAUGUCCUUGGUAUAUCCUAUACUUUGUCAAUAUUCACGAUGGGUCGAUAAGGUGACACAAGCCGUAACGAUCGCAAUUUUGGGGUGAAUGCGUAGCGGUCCGUCUGUUAUCGCCUGUCAGCUAGUGCAAAACCUUGUUGAGAAUGUGAGAAAAGACACGAAAAGAAUGGGUCAACGAAAGGGAUGUUGAAUCUGUAGCAGCUAUUGUAUACAAUCCGAAUACUGCUGAAUAGCUGUCAAUGAGAACAAUUUCAAUCAUAGCAUCUUCUUAAGCUUUGUAUGAGACCCCGGAAACUGAGCAAGUCAAGGGAAAAAUGAUUUCGGUCUCCCGUCUUAUAUAGCCCUCUACCUGGGCGCCGAUGUUCUCUAUUCUUUGAGGACCACCCCCUUCCACCAAGUAUGAACAUCGUCCUCUUCGGAUCCACUGGGUGCGGUAAAAGUUCCAUCAUCAAUAUGCUACUUGGCCACGACGCCGCUCCUACGUCUAGUGGUGCAGUUGGGUGUACCUUUGAAAACAGCGUAUAUGUCACUCGAAUGGAAGAAAAGGAAUACCGAAUCUAUGACACCACUGGCCUCGAUGAGGGUGAUGCUGGCACUGUUGUAUCAAAAGACGCUCUUGUUAAGCUUUAUAAGCUUCUGCGCAACUUGGAGGAUGGUAUCACUCUUCUCGUAUAUUGCAUGCGGGGUCCAAGGAUCACGGAGGCCUUGCAGCGAAAUUACAUCGUCUUCUAUGAUGGUUUCUGCCAAAAAAAAGUCCCUAUCGUCCUCGCAGUGACAGCACUCGAAGACCAGGAGCCAGAUAUGGAAUCUUGGUGGACCGAGAAUAAAGAUGCGUUCCAAAAAUACGGUAUGGAGUUCAGCGGCCACGCUUGUAUUACCGCAACCCGUGGAAAAAAAUUGAAGAAUGGAGAGUUCAGGAAUCAGGCAGAAUAUAGUGAAUCGCAAGUGGUCAUGCGAGAUCUCAUAGUCAAGCAUUGCCAGGGAGUAGAGCCUUGGAAACUUGUAGGUUUCUAAGACUUUCUUGGAUUCUGGAAGAUUGGUCGCUAAUUUUUACUUUUUUACUAGCCAACUAGAACUUGGUUCAUAUCCAUAGUGAAUUGGAUCUGGCGCUAUUUUUUCAACUGGACAGCGAGUCUCGAUAUUAUGAGCAGCUUGUACGAGGUCUUGAGGAAAUUCCUUCCUGAAAAGGAUGCAAGAGAUAUCGCUGACGAGGUGGAUUCACUAUGAAUACCUUU
Molecule: messenger RNA, 1331 nt
Organism: Lentinula edodes (shiitake mushroom)
Lineage: Eukaryota; Fungi; Basidiomycota; Agaricomycetes; Agaricales; Omphalotaceae
Exons: 1
Coding region: 496-1110 (204 amino acids)
Molecular function (GO): GTP binding
Source: RefSeq, a predicted model, not a curated record